GUGAGAGGGAGAAAAACAAAGAUGGCGACCGGGGACCGAUAAGGCGACGGAGCCCGACGGUGGUGGUUGUCUUUCGACCGGGAGGUGCCAUGGACGCCAUGAACACUCUCUUCUCGCAGAGCGACUCAUCACUGUUGGGCACCACCUCGCCGGCCAUGAGCUCGUUCGCUAAGCAACAGACGGUGUCGGUACCUGGAGGGGGCCCGAGCGCGGGGCCGGGGCCUGGGCCGGGCCCGCCACCGGCCGCCGCGGGGAUGGACGACCCGCUUCGGAAAACGGGCGGGGCCGGGGGCGGGGUCCUCCACGAGCCCUUCUACAUCAUGAGGGAGUUGCCAGGGGGAACAGACCUCACUGGGAGCACAAAUCUCAUUACUCACUACAAUCUGGAACAUGCUUAUAACAAAUUCUGUGGGAAGAAGGUGAAAGAUAAACUGAGCAAUUUCCUGCCAGACCUGCCGGGAAUGAUCGAUAUGCCUGGUUCACAAGACAACAGCAGUCUGCGCUCUCUCAUUGACAAACAACCAAUCUGCGGCAACUCCUUUAACCUUCUGACUGGCACCUUGCUGACCGGUUUCAGACUGCACACCGGCCCGCUGCCCGAACAAUACCGACUGAUGCACAUCCAGCCUCCAAAGAAGAAAAGCAAACAUAAACACAAACACAGCCGGACUCAAGACCCGGUUCCACCAGAAACACCCUCUGACUCCGAUCACAAGAAGAAGAAGAAAAAAAAGGACGAUGAUCCUGACCGGAAGAAGAAAAAGAAAGAGAAGAAAAAGAAGAAGAACCGUCACAGCCCGGAGCACCCCGCCAUGAGCAGUUCACAGCCCAGCAGCAGCAGCAGCAUGCGGUAGACGCUGUCAGAUUCCUACCUCGGGGUCUGGCCCCUCUGGAUUACAGCGGUGCAGACAGAGAGAUGCUGACCUGUUGGACCAACGCUCGUGGAGAGAGGGAGAGAGCAACGUGAGAUGCAGCAAGUGUCUGGGUUCAAGAGGGAGAGGAAUAGAGAGAGAGAGAGAGAGAGAGGGAGGAUGACCAGCAAACAUGAGAGGGGAACAUCGACUGAAAUGCCCCCGAUGGUGGGUUUGUCUAAAUGUUGUUGUCUUUUUCCAAUUUAAUUUUCCUUUGUACAAUAAAUUUUUUUUUUAAUUGUU
Molecule: messenger RNA, 1154 nt
Organism: Hemiscyllium ocellatum (epaulette shark)
Lineage: Eukaryota; Metazoa; Chordata; Chondrichthyes; Orectolobiformes; Hemiscylliidae
Gene: med19b
Product: mediator complex subunit 19b
Exons: 6
Coding region: 90-854 (254 amino acids)
Biological process (GO): positive regulation of transcription by RNA polymerase II
Cellular component (GO): mediator complex
Molecular function (GO): transcription factor binding; transcription coregulator activity
Source: RefSeq, a predicted model, not a curated record